GUCACGUGCACCGCCCCCUAGAGCCGGAAGAGCGCUGUGCAGCCUGUGAUGUCUGCUGAGGUCCUCCAGGGCUGCAGUCCAGAGACCAUCCAGCAGCCCACAGAUAAUUACUCCAUUACGGGACCAUGUCGGGGUCAGCAGCAAAUGGUAGACCAGGAGUUGGAGUUGGCGUUGUGAUCACACAUCCUUCCUAUCCUGGCUGUGUUUUACUAGGACAGAGGAAAGCUAAAGGCUCGCCAGGGGCAGGCAUGUAUCAACUGCCAGGAGGACACCUAGAAUUUGGGUAUGAGUACCUUGCUUUAGCAGUACAUUGUGAAAGCUGGGAGGCUUGUGCUGAGCGGGAAACUCUUGAAGAAGCUGGACUUCACCUGAAGAAUGUCCGCUUUGCUUCAGUGGUGAACUCAAUCAGUAGUGAACACAAUUAUCACUAUAUUACAAUAAUAAUGAAAGGAGACAUAGACCUGAAUUAUCCAUCAGAACCUACAAACUUAGAGCCGGAAAAAAAUGAAGGCUGGAAUUGGGUCAAUUGGGAAGCAUUUCCUCCAAAUGACCAACUGUUCUGGGCCUUAUGCUGCUUGAGAAAACAAGAAUAUGAUCCUUUUAGUGAAAAUUUUGACCAUCUCCAUCCAGUACAGCAAUAAUGAUCCUGUUGGACUUUAGCUUUCACUGUGUUCUGUAAUGUACAGUAUCUUCAUGCUAUGUUUAUAUGAAUAGCUGUUUUAUUAGUUAUUGCAGUUUUCAGCUAAAAAUGUGUAUACAUUCGAAUUUUGUGGCGAUUUGCCACAUAUUACCUUUUGCAUUUCAAAUCCAAACCACAGAGUAAUUUAUUCUGUGGGAUUUUUUUUCAGCAGAGUAUGGAUGAGAUUUGCUGGCCUCAUGCAUAUGACCAUAAGUGUUUUGCAGUCAGCAAAAUGCGGAUCUGCAAAAUACAGAUGAUAUUCGUGUUGCAUCAUUUUUUUUAAGCGGCCCCAUUGACUUGAAUGGGUUCCAGGUCCACAUUUUGUGGCCGAGAAUAGGAAAUGUUUUAUCUUUUGCAGACUGGACAUACAGAUGCGGAAAGCACGUAGAUUAUCCGUGUGCUUUCCACAUCCGUAUGCCUGUUCUGCAAAAGAUAAAACGUGUUAUUCUUGGCCACAAAAGUGGAUGCAGCAGAGAGGACAUUUGCAGACCACAAAAUACAUCCGGUAGUGUGCAUGGGGGCCUUAAUCUCAUCCGCUUUGCUGGUACUGUAGUACACUGGAUUUAUAGCACACCAACCCAUGUGGAUGUACCUGAAACUGAAUCUUAAUCUAAUUUUUAAUAAAAUGCACAACAAACGAUGCCAUUUAA
Messenger RNA from Bufo gargarizans (Asiatic toad), 1329 nucleotides. RefSeq names its product nudix hydrolase 15 (gene NUDT15). Gene Ontology annotation, cellular component: cytosol. Bases 126 to 641 code for a protein of 171 amino acids. The record is from RefSeq and is a predicted model, not a curated record. NCBI's taxonomy places the organism in Eukaryota, Metazoa, Chordata, Amphibia, Anura, Bufonidae. The transcript is spliced from 4 exons. Gene Ontology annotation, biological process: dGTP catabolic process. Gene Ontology annotation, molecular function: 8-oxo-7,8-dihydrodeoxyguanosine triphosphate pyrophosphatase activity.